GCAGACCUCUUUGAGUUCCGGGGCAGCCUGGGCUACAGAGGGAGUUACAGAAAAACUGGAUCAACAACGCAGAGACACUCUGUCUCAAAACCAAGGAACAACAAACUAACAAAAAGGAAUAGGUCCUUGAGAUGGGAGUGGGGAGUGGGGGGCAGGAAAGCCCAGGCCACAGCAGGAACAGGGGUUUACACGGACAUGGCCUUGGGCAGAGACCCUGUCACAGCCCAUGUGACUCUGGGAGAUGCUCCUGGGGCUAAGGACAGGAGACAUAAAGGAGGGAAGGACAGCAGCAGGACUGACACCGCGACUGCACGUCGGGGAGCAGAGACCAUGGAGUCCCCCUCUCUGCUUCUCUGCAAAGGGCUGCUGCUCACAGCCUCACUUUUAGCCUGCUGGACCUCACCCACCGUGGCGCUAAGAACUACUAAAGAAAUUCGGUUCUCUGCUGCCAAAGGAGCAAAGGUUCUUUUCUCUGUUCCUACCCAGGCAGAGAGCCUUGUCUCCUUUCAAUGGUACAAAGGGAAAGAUGAAAACAAAGAUUUUACAAUUGCCCAGUAUGAAAAGGCCAAGGGUUCACUUAAACUUGGGAAUCAAAUCAGUGGCAGGGAAGAAAUAUAUAUGGAUGGAUCCAUGAUGCUCCGGGAUCUCACCGAGGAAGACACCGGGAUUUACACCCUAGAAAUCGUUGGAACAAAUGAUCUAUAUGAUAUAACAUAUGUCCACCUCCAAGUGUACAAGAUCGUGACAAAGCCGUACAUCCUGCUCAACCACACUACAGUGAAAAGGGGAAGGAAUGUUUCCAUUUUCACCUGUGUGACACCUGACACUGAAGUUGACAUCAAUUGGUGGUUCAAUUACAAGCCCCUCAAUUUAACGGAAAGGGCCACGCUGUCACCUGAAAAACACAAGCUCACCAUCAACCCUGUCUGGAGGGCAGAUGCUGGGAUCUAUCAGUGCGAGGUCUCCAACUCCUUCAGCUCCAGGAGGAGUAACCCACUGAUGUUUGUGGUGGCUUACGGCUAAUGUCUUCUCGCUUCUUAUACCGGAGCGCUGCGGUUUUUAUGUCCCCAGCAUGCAAAGCAUAUAAAAGUUACAGGAGAAAGCUGUCAGUGCAUACACAGACUGCCAUCAUGGUGACAUAAACCUUGCAUUCCCAAAUAAAACACAAGCCAGGAGAAACAUGAGUACAAGGUCAGUUCAGUUACACAGUGGGACAACAUUUUUUUAAAAAACACCUCAGCAGGGGCUCAGCGGGUAAGAGCACUGGCUGCUCA
Messenger RNA from Mesocricetus auratus (golden hamster), 1274 nucleotides. Its product is annotated as carcinoembryonic antigen-related cell adhesion molecule 15-like. Gene Ontology annotation, biological process: T cell activation. The coding region runs from base 196 to 1023 and encodes 275 amino acids. Gene Ontology annotation, cellular component: external side of plasma membrane. The record is from RefSeq and is a predicted model, not a curated record. Lineage: Eukaryota; Metazoa; Chordata; Mammalia; Rodentia; Cricetidae. The transcript is spliced from 3 exons.